This is a messenger RNA of Bufo gargarizans (Asiatic toad), 3327 nucleotides long. It is a transcript of the gene TOB2, whose product is annotated as transducer of ERBB2, 2. Gene Ontology annotation, molecular function: transcription corepressor activity. The transcript is spliced from 2 exons. Gene Ontology annotation, biological process: regulation of gene expression. Bases 204 to 1100 code for a protein of 298 amino acids. The record is from RefSeq and is a predicted model, not a curated record. Gene Ontology annotation, cellular component: cytoplasm; nucleus. Lineage: Eukaryota; Metazoa; Chordata; Amphibia; Anura; Bufonidae.
GCUAAGGGUGAAACUUUUCCCCUGACUUCCUUCACUUUGGGCCAGGAGGAGGGAGGCUGCGGGAUCCCGGCGGACGCGACGAAACCCCCCCGAAAUAACACCUAACUAAAUACACAAGGGGACCCCCAGAAGACGAAACACUCAUUUACUCCUCCUCCUGCAGCUCCGAACCGACGGAUUCUUACAACUGCCGACCAAAGAAUAUGCAUCUGGAGAUUAAGGUCGCCCUGAAUUUUAUUAUAUCAUACCUAUACAAUAAGCUUCCAAGAAGAAGAGCUGAUCUGUUUGGUGAAGAGUUAGAGAGGCUGCUAAAAGGCAAAUAUGAAGGGCACUGGUACCCUGACAAACCUCUGAAGGGCUCCGGCUAUCGCUGUGUUCACAUUGGUGAAACGGUAGAUCCAGUGGUAGAGCAAGCUGCACGCAGAAGUGGUCUUGAUAUAGAAGAUGUAAGGGCAAACGUACCAGAAGAACUGAGUGUUUGGAUUGAUCCUUUUGAAGUGUCUUACCAAAUCGGGGAGAAGGGAACAGUAAAGGUACUGUAUUUGGAAGAUGUAGAGAGCAGCACAGAGCUGGACAAAGAGAUAAAGAGCAGCUUCAAUCCCGAGGCACAAGCGUUCAUCCCAAUUACAAACCAAGAGGCUUCACUGUCAAACUCUCCAUCUCCAUCCUUUGGUCAGUCUCCAAGUCCAACCUUCAUCCCUCGUGCCACUCAUCCAAUUACCUUUACUACUGCCACAUUUGCAGCCACCAAAUUUGGCUCAACUAAGAUGAAGAAGGGAGGUCAACGCAUGGCACGAUCACCCACCAAUAACCUUGCGAAGCACAAGGGUCUGUCUCUUUCCAUGCAUUCUCUGAACUUCAGUCCAGUCCAGGGGCCCCCAUCCCAGCUUUCUCCAAACGCUAAGGAGUUUGUCUUCAGUGGUCCACCAGGGCUCUUUUAUGAGGGGGACAGCCAGAAUCUUCCAAGCCCUGGCCAGUUUGCCACUCCCUUCAGCACUGGGAGCAGCCUGUUUAAUGAGAAAUCCCCUUUUGUGGAUGGAUUGAACUUCAGCCUCCCCUAUCCAAGCCAGCCGUUCCAGCCUGUCGUCCUGGCUAAUUGAGGUAACGGAAGAAAACAAUUUUUGAAGAAUUGAAGAUCAAGAUCUAAAAGUUUAACUUUUUUUUUUUUUUUUUAUCCUCCCCCAUUUUUGGCUUCUGAAAUAAAAUGGUAACAAGUAGAUAUUACUGGGAUACAAAGUACUUGGUUUGCAUUGCUACUGGACACUUGUGAAGUCCUCACCUUUUUACAGAGAUGAAUAUUUAUGUGAAAUAUAGUAGAUUAUAUGGAUACAAUAGGCUUUUCUAUCCCUCCCUUACAGUUGGCUGCAUCAGAAUAAACCUCUAGUUUUGAUUUCUCGGUAUGCCCAAAAGAGUCGCUAUCGGUCUGCAUGGUCGCAUCAUUAGAACUGUGCCUGAGGCAAGAUUGCCAUGCUUGGAGUUUUAUAUUUUGAUUCAAUUUUCUACAGCUUUGCCCUCUGCCAGCCUGGAGGAACAUCUCUUCUCACAUUGUGUUAUUGUGGUUAGAGUUAUUUAUUUCUGUAUGCAUUUCUUUACUGUUGCUACAGUCUUGUGUUGUCCCCUUCUUCCCUUCUCUAAUGCUUAUUUUAUUUUUUAUUUGCAUUCACCAUAGCCAUGUAUUGGUGCUUCAGUCUGGAGAAGGCAUUACACUUAGACUAGGAGUAACUUGACCAGUGUUACAGUUUAACAAUAUUAGAAAUACCUUUUUAAUGUUUAAUUUCACCAUAUUCCCUUUAUGGGGCCUUAGCACACGAACGUAUGUAUUUUGCAGUCCGCAAAAAAUACGAAUGACGUCUGUGUGCAUUACGUAUUUUCCAGAAAAGCUGGUCCUUCAUAGAACAGUCCUAUCCUUGUCCAUAAUGUGGACAAUAAUAGGACAUGUUCAAUUUUAUUGCUGAACGGAUAAACGGAAUGCACACUGAGUACCUUUUUUCGUUCGGAUUCAUUGAAAUGACUAGUUCCGUAUACAGUCCGCAAAAAAAUAAAAAUGGACCGGCAUGGAAUGAAAAUACGUUUGUGUGCAAGAGGCCUAAUGCAUAAAAAUUCUAUUGCUAAAAAAACAAAACAAAUUGUAGUGUUGUCCAUGGGAACCGAUCAUGUCACCUGUCACCACUUUUUUAUUACAAUAUUUUUUUAUACAUACUGCCAGGAGCUGAUAACAUGGUUGUUGUAGCCAUCAAGCUGCUGUUCAGCUGAAAGCCCCAACAUAACUAGAUGGCAAGAAAUCUGAUUAUACAGCAGUAAGGUGGGAUUCAGGCGGCUGUAUUAAGUCGGCCAUGUUGCGUGUUCCAAGUCCUUGUUCCAUAAGACAUGGACUUAAGUGUACACCAAGGUCUGUGUGGAGAAAAAGCUGUGAAUUGCACCGCAGACUUCAGUGGAAUCGUGUGCAGCAUGUUGCACUGAUGAUAAAUAUGUCCGCCAGAAUCGGGCCUGAGAGGACUGCACUUAUCUACCUCCCUUUUUUUCACUCCUCCCAUACCUAAAGUUAACUCAUUGAGGUCUAUGAAUGUAUGUGGCGGCAUUAUAGCAGUAUUGAAGCCUUGAUUAGAUUCCUGGUAGUGUAAGUGCUGUUUUAUAAUGUGUUUCUCAGAAAUUCAGUUCAUUGUAGAGCACUUGGGCUACGAGAGAGAGAAAAUGCCAGUCACGCCUUGACUCUGCCUUAAGAUGCAGUGAGACCUCUGCAAAAGACCACUUCUUCAAAAAGACCAUCCCCAUCUAGAUGGAUUUUUCCACUCCACUAUAUUAUCUGUAUUGAGAAGACUACCUCUCAAAGUCCAUUUUUAUCAGCAAUUUGUCUGAUGGUCUCAGAGGUUUCACUGUAUUCCUAGUGCAAAUUGUUAUAAUAAAUUUAUAUAUAUAUAUAUAUAUAUAUAUAUAAUAUAAAUUUUUAUUUAUUUUUUCUGAUAUGGUGUACUUACCUUCUCCAGAUACAAAGGAGGCGCCACAAGCAAUUGGGAGACGUUAUCCCGCACUUUAAUUUGAGCUGAAUGUUUUUGCUAUGAAGAACAGUAUUAAAAAAACACCGAAGUUGCUUUAGGAAAUAUCCUGGUGAUCAUAUUAUGAUUUUUUAUUUUUUUUUGUUUGUUUUACAUUUUCCUUUCUGAACUCUGUAAAAGUCAUAUUUAGAAAUACAAAACUUAAUAUAUUCCUUGUCCAAAAAUGGGCCAGCUGAGCCAUAUGGCAUUGGGGAAAAUAAUAUAUAAAAAUUUUUAUAUUAUAAAUAUAUAUUUUUUAAAAGUGUUUAUAAAAUUCAUUUUUAUUUAUUUUCUU